AUGAAAGAGUUUAAGCAUUAUUGUGAUGACAAGGGUAUUAAGAAGGAAUUCUCAACUAUAGCUACUCCUCAACAGAAUGGGGUUGUAGAAAGGAAGAACAGGACAGUUCAAGAAAUGGGUAGAACAAUGCUUUUAGAAAAAGGUCUAGCAAAGGGUUUUUGGGCUGAAGCUAUGAACAUCUCAUUAGCUUCAGAACUUGCUAAUCUCAUGAAGACAAGAUUUGAAAUGUCACUCUUGGGGACUCUCAGAUACUUUUUUAAGCCUAUAAAUUACUCAAACAUCCACUGGAAUCUUCAUCUCUCAGCAAAACGUAUGCCUCUGAGCUACUUAAAAAGUUCAGAAAUGGAUGAUUGUAAGACUGUCUCAACACCACUAUGUCCUAAUACCAAACUCUUAUCGGAAUGCACCACUGAAGUUAUUCCUUCAACACUUUACAGGUCCAUCAUUGGUAGUUUGCUGUAUCUUACUGCUUCAAGGCCUGAUAUAAUGUAUUCAGUGGGUUUAGUGGCCAGAUUUUAA
Molecule: messenger RNA, 519 nt
Organism: Cornus florida
Lineage: Eukaryota; Viridiplantae; Streptophyta; Magnoliopsida; Cornales; Cornaceae
Exons: 2
Coding region: 1-519 (172 amino acids)
Biological process (GO): DNA integration
Molecular function (GO): nucleic acid binding
Source: RefSeq, a predicted model, not a curated record